AAUUUUCGCCGAAAAUUUCAGAUUUUGAUUUGUUUUUUUUUGGGUUCAAUCGAGUGAUUAGUGGAGUAUUUAGCAUUUUGGGGUUAAAAAAAUUUAGGGUUCUAUUGGAUUUAUAGUAUAAUGGUAUUGAAAAUCGAAAAAGGUUGAGAUUUUGAUUUUUGAGUUUGAGUUGAGCUAAUGGGGAAUAAUUGUGUUGGACCCAAAUUGGCUAACAAUGGGUUCUUACAAUCUGUUACUGCAGCUGUGUGGAAACCUAAUCAGUCGGAAAAUUUACCACUCCCAAAUGAAGGGGAACCCAAUUCAGAGAAAAGCAAAGAGGAGAAUUUGGUUGAUUCAUCGAAAGGCGCGGAUAGAUCUGGUAUUCAAGGUAAUCCUCCUCCACAUCUUAUGAUAAAUGCUGAUACCCAAAUGGGUGUUAAAGAGAACAAUGAUAUACUAAUUGCUAAUGAUGCAAGUGUUACUGAUAAGCCCCCUGUGGAAGGGGUGAAACAGAAUAAGCCUACUCAUGUUAGGAGAACGUCGAGUAUUGGGGUUCAGAUUGAAUCUGUUUUAGGACGAAAAACAGGUAAUUUGAAGGAGAUUUAUAGUUUAGGGAGGAAAUUAGGACAAGGGCAGUUUGGGACGACGUUUUUAUGUCUAGGAAAGUCAUGUGGGAAGCAGUAUGCAUGUAAGUCUAUUGCGAAAAGGAGGUUGACAACUGAGGAGGAUGUGGAGGAUGUAAGGAGGGAGAUUCAGAUAAUGCAUCAUUUGGCAGGACAACCGAGUGUGGUACAAAUUGUGGGGGCGUAUGAGGAUGCUGUUGCAGUUCAUGUUGUAAUGGAGCUUUGUGCAGGUGGGGAGCUUUUCGAUAGGAUUUUACAAAGAGGGCAUUAUUCAGAGAAGAAGGCAGCUGAACUUGCAAGAGUAAUAGUAGGUGUUGUAGAAGCAUGUCAUUCCUUGGGUGUUAUGCAUAGGGACCUGAAACCCGAGAACUUUCUUUUCGCUGAUCAGGAGGAGGAAUCACCUCUGAAGGCAAUUGACUUCGGAUUAUCAGUGUUCUUCAAGCCAGGUGAAAUCUUCAAUGAUGUUGUUGGAAGCCCUUACUAUGUGGCCCCAGAAGUGUUGCGGAAGCAUUAUGGUCUAGAAUGUGAUAUUUGGAGUGCUGGAGUCAUUAUUUAUAUACUGCUUAGCGGUGUUCCCCCAUUUUGGGAUGAGACGGAGCAAGGAAUAUUUGAACAGGUUUUAACAGGGGAACUUGACUUUGCAUCAGAUCCCUGGCCUACUAUAUCAGAAAGUGCAAAAGAUUUAGUCAGAAAAAUGCUGGUGAGAGAUCCCAAAAAGCGGUUGACAGCUCAUGAAGUUCUUUGUCAUCCAUGGGUCCGUGUUGGUGGGGUUGCUCCAGAUAAGCCUCUUGAUUGUGCUGUUCUAAGUCGUCUCAAUCAGUUUUCUGCAAUGAAUAAAUUAAAGAAGAUAGCAGUCAGAGUAAUUGCUGAAAGUCUGUCUGGAGAGGAAAUUGCAGGACUGAAGGAAAUGUUCAAAAUGAUAGACGCAGAUAAUAGUGGACACAUUACACUGGAAGAACUGAAAUCGGGUUUGGAAAAAGUGGGUGCCAAUCUGAAUGAUUCAGAAAUAGUGAGUUUAAUGCAAGCGGCAGAUGUUGAUAAUAGUGGUACCAUUGAUUAUGGCGAGUUUAUAGCUGCUAUGCUGCAUCUAAACAAAAUUCAGAAGGAAGAUCACUUGUAUGCCGCUUUUUCAUAUUUUGAUGAAGAUGGCAGUGGAUAUAUCACGCAGGAUGAGCUCCAAAAGGCUUGUGAUAAGUUUGGUUUAAGCAAUAUCCCCAUCGAAGAGCUUAUGCGCGAAGUUGAUCAAGAUAAUGAUGGACGCAUAGAUUAUAGUGAGUUUGUAGCGAUGAUGCAAGACACUGGCUUUGGUGACAAGGGAAGCAAAAGUGUGUUGUAAACAUUGGCAUUCAAUAGGCUUUAAAGCUUGGAUCAACAACCAUAGCUGCAAGGAGUACGAUAGAAUUCCUUGGUGUGGUCAUUCGGGAAAACCCCCCGAGAACGACUCUGAUCCAAUUCAUGUGAGAGAUGGAGAAACAUCUACGGGUAAAGCGCCGUAUCCAUGUAAAUGCUUGCCACCUACGCUCCACCAUCCAUUACAAGUUUAGAAACCUUGGUAUUAUUGCACCCGCACCUAAAGGAGGAGGACUCUUCUCUUGCGGCAAAAAAUGCUUAUUCAUGGUCAAUCGUGCAGUUGAUGAUAUGAUUCUACAUUAGUUUUCAGGCAUACACCAACCAUACAUACCACUUUCUCGUUUAGGAAUUUCUCAAGUAUACUGUAAAGAUUAGUCAGGUAUUGUUAUUACAUCUAAACAAGUAUUUGAACAAAAAAUCAGAUUGCAUUAUGCUGUAAAGAUUAGUCCGGCAUCGGAGAGGAAAGGCAAUUUUGUAUCUUCUAUUUAUUUGCCUAUUUCUUUCUGUUGAGGAAACCGAUGUUUGUAAUUCUAGGAUGUGUUCCAUUGAACCUGUAGCCUGAAUGGUUUGUAUUGAAGUUGCUUCUGCAAGAUAAUCCAGUGUUUAUUAGUAGUUAA
Messenger RNA from Solanum dulcamara, 2569 nucleotides. Its product is annotated as calcium-dependent protein kinase 20-like. Gene Ontology annotation, cellular component: nucleus; cytoplasm. The coding region runs from base 178 to 1938 and encodes 586 amino acids. Gene Ontology annotation, molecular function: calmodulin binding; calcium/calmodulin-dependent protein kinase activity; calcium ion binding. Gene Ontology annotation, biological process: intracellular signal transduction; peptidyl-serine phosphorylation; protein autophosphorylation. The transcript is spliced from 8 exons. The record is from RefSeq and is a predicted model, not a curated record. Lineage: Eukaryota; Viridiplantae; Streptophyta; Magnoliopsida; Solanales; Solanaceae.